This is a messenger RNA of Lathyrus sativus (Indian pea), 270 nucleotides long. Lineage: Eukaryota; Viridiplantae; Streptophyta; Magnoliopsida; Fabales; Fabaceae. The record is from the annotation of a GenBank genome assembly.
AUGGAGUUUAAGCCAGAGAGGUUUUUGAAGGAUGAAACGUUUGAUAUUACGGGAAGUAAAGAGAUAAAGAUGAUGCCGUUUGGAGCUGGGAGGAGGAUUUGCCCUGGAUAUCAUUUAGCUUUGCUUCAUUUGGAAUAUUUUGUGGCUAAUUUGGUUUGGAAUUUUGAUUGGAAGGUUCCAAAGGGUGGAGAUGUGGAUCUGUCAGAAAAACAGGAGUUUACUAUGGUCAUGAAAAAUCCAUUGCAGGUUCAUAUUUCCCCUAGGAUCUAG